AUGCUCUUACUACAGUAUAAUGCUGAUCCAUCUAUACCAAACGAUGAUAACAAGCUGCCGCUCGAUUUUGCUACCUUCGAUCUUUUGGAUGACGAGGGAGUCUGUCACGCUCUAUACGAUAAAGGGGCCAAAACCACCGACUUUCCUACUUUCACCAGCGUAUGCGCAUAUCAGAGCAUCCUAUGCAUCAAGAAGCUUGUUGGCAACGCAACCAACAUAGCCGGUGCAUGGGACAGCUACGGCCAAGACCUCACAAUAUUACAUUCUGUAAUGAUGAGCUCCAGCUUUCAGCAUCCCAUAAGUCCAACAGCACCACCUCCAGGUUACCUGUCACCAUUAUUACAAGCGCUCGAUGAUGCACAGAAUGAGUUUCGCCCCCAGUCGCUUCAAAUUGCGAGGGUUUUACUCGAGUAUGAUAGAACACUGCUGGACGAUGAAUGCAAAGCAUGGAUCGAAGAGAGACGCUCGUGGCAGAUGCCAGCCGAGUACCAUGAGGACUUCAAAGCGAUUGCAUGGAUUGCGGAGAUUUCGCAGGAGCAAGCGACUAACCCGUCUCAUUCAGGAGGCUAA
Molecule: messenger RNA, 570 nt
Organism: Aspergillus bombycis
Lineage: Eukaryota; Fungi; Ascomycota; Eurotiomycetes; Eurotiales; Aspergillaceae
Exons: 2
Coding region: 1-570 (189 amino acids)
Source: RefSeq, a predicted model, not a curated record